Messenger RNA from Chara braunii, 824 nucleotides. Lineage: Eukaryota; Viridiplantae; Streptophyta; Charophyceae; Charales; Characeae. The record is from the annotation of a GenBank genome assembly.
ACUCUGUCGAGUCCUGCGAUACCUCAACUCCAGUAGCGAGAGGGGCGAACCGGGACGGAGAUGUCGGAAAGCCCACUACUAAGGAGGGCGCAGGUGUACACUGCACCAUGGCUAGGAGGCGCCGCGGGAAUGCGAGGCGGUGAGGGGGGACGAAGCACGACGCUGGCGGGAAAGGUCAGCGUAGUGGCGGUCAAGCCCGGUGGUGUAAGGGCACCGCGAGGAGGUAUAACCGUCCUGACGGCAUCGCAAACACCCACGUGGGCCCAUAAUAGCCGCGCGCUCCUCAGCGGAAAGGACACCUCGAGGAGGAACAAAGCCCUGAAGGAGGUCCUGCUGAGGGACCUUGGGGGGCGACGCGACAGCGUGACCAGGGCGGCUGCAUGCCCGGGAAAGGGUGGAGAGGAUAAGUUGGAGGCGCUCAGCCAUAGGGAAAGUAGGGUCCUCCAGAUGGUGCUGGACGGCAUCGCCGAGGUCGAGGUCAUCGCUAUGAUCACCCUCUGGCGACAGCGGGGCACCAGCGUCCUGCUCACCAUACUCGAGCGCGCUGAAGCAGCGCGAGAAGUGGCGGCCCUGCUGCGCGGAACGGCGGGGGCGACCGAGGAAAGGGGAACGACGCUGGGAAGUGUCGUGAGAGGAGGAGGAGGCGUAGCCCGUGCGCUGAGGCUGGGAGGGGGAGGCGGGGUGAAGACGGGCUCGCAUCCGCUGGUGGUCCCUGGCGGCCUCGUAAGCGUGCGGGGCCGAUGUGAACCCGUACCGCCAUAGCUCAGAGCGUUACUCGAGUGGAAGGCUGGCCAAAAAACGGUCGAUAAAGGCAGCCUCGAGGA